This is a messenger RNA of Mucor velutinosus, 552 nucleotides long. Its product is annotated as 40S ribosomal protein S26. The coding region runs from base 1 to 552 and encodes 183 amino acids. NCBI's taxonomy places the organism in Eukaryota, Fungi, Mucoromycota, Mucoromycetes, Mucorales, Mucoraceae. The transcript is spliced from 2 exons. The record is from RefSeq and is a predicted model, not a curated record.
AUGAAGAUCGCUGACAUGCUUAACCCGACUGCCAUUAGUCAACUCUCUUCUCCACCACUCUCACCUCAGCAAGAAGAGUACUGUCCUUCUAUGAUGAAACGUGAUAGUACAAGCAGUGCUAGUAGUUCAGACACUAGCUUGGGAACCGUUACUGGAAAGCCAAGAAGUAGAUUUUCAGACAUCGAGGAUGCCAUCAUUUGCGAAGGCGUAAAAAGAGGAUUAACUUGGGGCCAAAUUUCAGGCCAACUGCCACAUCGCAAGCGUGCCACUUGUUUCAACAGAUAUCGUACACUUCAAGGCAUUCGCAAAUCUCGCAAACGAUCUAUGCAGGACAUGAGAUCACCACCUAUCACUCCACCCAGUUCUUCAUCUUGGCUACCAAAUACCCCACCAACGAAGCAGGAAUAUCAUCAUACAUAUGCCCAUACUCAUGCCCAACGUCAUCACAGUUCAUAUCACCAAUUUUACAAUAACAAUCAGCUGCCUGCACUCGUAGCACCUCUACCAACGAGAUUACCACUACCAUUCUCUUAUGCAGAUCGAAUUCAUUAA